Messenger RNA from Erpetoichthys calabaricus (reedfish), 6030 nucleotides. RefSeq names its product fer-1 like family member 6 (gene fer1l6). Gene Ontology annotation, cellular component: membrane. Gene Ontology annotation, biological process: plasma membrane organization. Lineage: Eukaryota; Metazoa; Chordata; Cladistia; Polypteriformes; Polypteridae. The coding region runs from base 13 to 5559 and encodes 1848 amino acids. The transcript is spliced from 42 exons. The record is from RefSeq and is a predicted model, not a curated record.
GCAGCAGCUACAAUGGACACUGCCUCUCCGCCUGCUCAAAAAAAAGGAAUGUUUUCUGGGAUGAAGAUAAAGAAGAAGAAAAAACCAGAUAAAGGACUGGUCAUUGCAAAUAAAACUGCUCUCGAUGGGUCUGAACAAGAGCCACCACAAACAGUUCCAGUUGUUGCUGAAGUUUCUGAAGUUGAAGAUGUAAAUAUGGAGGGGCCUUCCAGCAGUUUGUCCAGGAGACCCACCUUGAGGAAAAGGUCCAAGCCAGCAACCAAGAUUCAUAACAGUGAAGCCAAAACACAGACAUAUCAGAUUGCUAUAAACAUCAUUGAAGGCCGGCAACUGGUGGGUGAAAACAUCGAUCCUGGAGUGAUAAUUGAAGUUGGAGAUGAAAAGAAGCAAACAACGGUUAAGGAGGGCACAAACUCGCCAUUCUAUAACGAGUACUUUGUUUUUGACUUCAUCGGAACCCAGGAACUGCUCUUUGAUAAGAUUAUCAAGUUAUCGGUUAUGCAUUCCAAGAUUAUGCGGAGCUUUUUAAUUGGAUCAUUUAAACUGGAUUUGGCAACAGUAUACAAUGAGCCAGGCCACCAAUUCUGCAGUAAAUGGGCGAUGCUUACUGACCCAACUGACAUCAGGACGGGUGUCAAAGGUUACCUCAAGUGUGACAUCACCGUUAGUGGCAAGGGUGAGUCGGUUCACAUCACACAGAAGGCGAGUGAUGCAGGAGAGCAGAUUGAAAAGAAUCUGCUGGUGCCCAGAGGGUUUCCUACAGACAGGCCAUGGGCUCGAUUUUACGUGAAGAUUUACAAAGCUGAGGGCCUUCCUCGAAUGAAUUCCAGCAUAAUGGCAAAUGUGACAAAGGCGUUCAUGGGCGACAACAAGGACCUGAUUGACCCAUUUGUGAUCGUAACAUUUUCUGGUCAAAUGGGUCGAACAUGUGUUCAGAAAAGUUCGGCAGAUCCAGUGUGGAAUGAGCAGAUUGUUUUCAAGGAGAUGUUCCCACCCCUCUGCAGAAGAGUCAAAAUACAAGUUUUGGACGAAGGGAGUGUUAACGACGUUGCAAUAGGAACUCACUACAUCGAUCUAAAGAAGAUUUCUAAUGAACAGGAUGGAGACAAAGGAUUUUUGCCUACAUUUGGCCCAUCAUGGAUCAAUCUGUACGGUUCAGCUCGGAACUACACGCUAAUGGAUGACUUUCAGGAACUAAACGAAGGCCUGGGUGAAGGGGUCUCGUUCAGAGGACGUCUUCUGAUUGAGCUGGCCGUGGAGAUCCUUUCUGGAGCGGGUGCCGAAUCAAAGUUAUCAAAAAUAGCCAAAGAGCUGAAACUGACCAAGGAGUCCAAAAGCUCCAAAGACCAAAAGCCAACUGCAGAAGAGGAAGGAGGAGCAAAACAGGGACAAGCAGAAAAGACAACUGCCAUCGGAGCGGAAGUCAUUCCCGUUGAGCCGUGUACUCAGAUUGAUAUGACAGGAAUGGAAAACUUUCUCUUUUUUGCUGCUGUUUUCGAAGCGACUAUGAUAGACAGAAAGAUUGGCGACAAACCCAUCAGUUUUGAGUUUACUAUUGGAAACUAUGGCAACCUAAUUGACCGGGCAGCUCCUUCACAUGGCAGUAAGAAGAAAACACCUGAUUCUCAUGACACUGAAAGUGCCCCACUUCUCCAGCACUCUGAACCAGACCCCGAGUCCAUAACAUGCAAAUCUACCACAAAACCAGAGAAGCCCAUUUUAAUGGAGGGCAACAGAAAUUAUUACUACCUGCCGUUCUUCAAGAACAAGCCGUGUGCACAUUUCUCAAGCUCCUGGGAGGAGCACACCUUCAGAUUGUUUUAUUCCAAUGUGCUGGAUAAAAUGGCAGUGACAUUUGAAGAAGGCUUAGAAGAGGUGAGCAAACUGGAGCGGUUAUCAGACCCGCGAGCGUACGAGCAGAUGAAGACGAUGGUGGAUGAGUUUACAACAAGUGCUGGAAAAUUUAUUUCAAUUGCUGAGAAGAAAGCAGCACUGAGUAACCCAACUAUUUUGGACAAGAAGAGGAUGACACUGUGUAAGCAAGAGCUGGAAAGCCUACUGAAUGACAUCAAAGCCUUGACACAAUCAAAGAGAAUGAGGAUGUCCUUGAGAGAUAUCAUUGAAGAGGCCAAAACCUACAUUCAAAAAAUCCUGUUUCUGGUAGAAGAGCCUCAGCAUACCAUCCCGGAUGUUUUUGUUUGGAUGGUCAGCAACAAUAAAAGACUGGCCUACGCCCGAAUUCCAGCAAAGCAUAUUCUUUACUCCAGGCUCGAUGAGCAAAUGGGCAAGGACUGUGGAAAAAUUAAGACAUUGUUCCUAAAGCUGCCCGGACGCCGAGUAACUGGCUGGAACAUUCAGGGCAAAGUGGACGUCUACUUGUGGCUGGGCCACACUAAAGAUGUCUCCAGCAUGCUGCAAAACCUGCCGGCUGGAUAUGAACUUGACGGUGAGGUUAAAAGUGCAGAACAUCAGGCCCCCUCCAUACCAGACAUGCUGAUUUAUAAAGGUGAAAAAUUGUUCCAGCUCCGGGCUCACAUGUACCAAGCAAGAGGCCUGAUUGCUGCGGACAACACGGGACUCUCUGAUCCUUUUGCAAAAGUGACAUUUGCUUCCCAGAGUCAGACCACAGUGAUUAUAAAUCAGAGCCUGACCCCGACUUGGAAUCAGAUGUUGUUCUUCAACAACAUAAGCCUUCAUGAGGAUGCCAAGGACAUCGCCAAAGAUCCUCCUCUUGUUGUCAUUGAGAUUUAUGACGAUGAUGCAGUGGGUAAGGCGGAAUACCUUGGCUCUACGGUGGCUGUUCCUGUCGUGAAGCUGGCAGAGGACCCCUACACGUCCCCUCAGCUGCAGUAUUACCCCAUUUUCUGUGGAAGCACCCCUGGAGGGGAGCUGCUGGCAGCAUUUGAAUUACUGCAGGUUCCUGACUCCGAGUCUGAGGCUGAGGCCAUUCCUCCCAUCGAUCAGCCGGACGGACAAGUGUAUCCAGUGCCUGCUAACAUCCGGCCAGUGCUGAGCAAAUACAGAAUUGAGGUUCUGUUUUGGGGACUACGUGAUAUGAAGAAAGUUCAACUGCUGUCAGUCGAUCGGCCUCAAGUUUUCAUCGAAUGUGCGGGUAAAGGAGUCAAAUCCUCGGUCAUCCAGAGUUACAAAAGCAAUCCCAACUUCUCUGUUCUUGCUGAUUCAUUUGAGGUGGAGCUACCAGAGAAUGAACUUCUUCAUCCUCCCCUGAGUAUCAGCGUCGUUGAUUGGAGGGCUUUUGGCCGAAGUACAAUGGUUGGAACUCACGUCAUCAACAGCUUGAAGCAGUAUGUCUUUGAGAUGCUAAAACGUCCUGUAAUAUCAGAAGUAAAGGAGGAAAAACAGCAUAAGCGAGGUAAUGCUGCUGAUAUUGUUGUAGAAGAAGUCGACGUGAUAGACGCCUCUCCCCCAGACAUUUACGUGAACAUAGAUCCAGAGCCUCAAGCCAGGCCUUCAACAGAAGCUCCAAAAUCAAAGAUUUCCAGAAAAACAUGUCGAAGAUCCACAAAGAGAAGGAGACGCACCAUAGCCGAUGAAUCGGCAGAGAAUGUUAUCGACUGGUGGUCGAAAUACUACGCCUCCCUGGAAAAGGUCAAACAGGAUAAGCUGAAAGGCCAGCCUUUGCCGAUUCCGGGCACAAACGCUGGCAAAGAUGCUGUCAUGCCACUGCAGGCCUUACUGUCCCAUGGAGUUGACACUUUAGUGAAAGGACCUCCUGACCAGUUUUCCGUAGCAAUUGAAGAUGGAGAAGGCAAAAGAAAGCCACUAAGAAGGACAGACACUCAUGGUCCCACCAAACUGGCGACUUUGCAGAUCUAUGAUAAAGAGUUGGAAACGGAGUUUGGAGAUUUUGACGACUGGGUUAAAACCUUCGAUUUGUUACGGGGCAAAGCAAGCGAAGAAGACAGCAGCAUUCAUGAGGACAGAAUUGUUGGGAAAUUUAAGGGACGAUUCUGCGUGUCAAAGUGUCCCGAUGCUGAUGACAUCACUGCAGACGUGGGGCAGUUCAGAGUCCUACAGGGGAUGCCCCCAAACCAUCCGGUGAAAGUUCUAAUAAGAGUCUACAUUGUUUCUGCUUCCAAUCUUCACCCUGCAGACCCAGAUGGCAAAUCAGAUCCAUAUAUCGUACUCCGACUCGGGAAAACCGAAAUUAAAGACAGAGACAAUUACAUCCCCAAGCAGCUGAAUCCCAUUUUUGGAAGGUCUUUUGAGAUGCAAGCCACGUUUCCCAUGGAGUCAUUACUUUCUGUUGUGAUUUAUGACUACGAUAUGAUCGGGACUGAUGAUCUGAUUGGAGAGACCAAGAUCGACCUCGAGAACCGAUUUUACACACAACACCGAGCCACAUGUGGUUUGGCUAAGCAAUAUGCCAUUGAUGGCUACAACGCUUGGAGAGACACAAUGAAGCCCACUGAACUUCUGAGCAGACUAUGUAAGGAUCACAUGCUGGAUGGUCCCCACUUAUCACCAGGAAAGAUCAUCAUCAGCGAUAAAGUGUUCGCAGGAAAGACAUUUUUUAUCGAAGAUGAUGAAGAAGUGGAAUCGUAUGAACACCUUGCCCUAAAGAUUCUUCACCGCUGGAAUGAAAUCCCAGAUGUUGGGUGCAAACUCAUUCCAGAGCACAUUGAAACAAGAACACUUUAUCAUAAGGACAAACCCGGCAUGGAUCAGGGCCAGCUGCAGAUGUGGGUGGAUAUGUUUCCAAUGGACAUGCCGCCUCCUGGUCCAUCUGUUGACAUUUCUCCACGCAAACCCAAAGGGUAUGAACUCAGGAUAAUCAUUUGGAACACCGAAGACGUCAUUUUGGAAGAUGUCAACUUCAUAACGGGACAGCAGUCGAGUGACAUCUACGUCAAAGGGUGGCUGAAGGGGCUGGAAAACGAGAAACAGGAAACCGACGUGCACUACAAUUCCCUGACGGGUGAGGGCAACUUCAACUGGCGCUUCGUUUUUCCCUUCAACUACCUGCCAGCAGAAAAACAGCUCGUGGUGAGCAAAAGGGAAAACAUCUUCUCGCUGGAUAAGACGGAACGCAAAAUUCCAGCAGAGCUCGUACUGCAGGUCUGGGACUUUGAAACGCUUUCUUCCGAUGACUUUUUGGGUACUCUUGAAUUGGACCUCCAUGGAUUUCCUCGAGGAACAAAAUCUGCGAAAGGAUGUUCUCUGGAUACCUUGAAGCCAGGAAAUGAAAAAAUCUCGAUAUUUCAGCAGAAACGAGUGAAAGGCUGGUGGCCAUUUUCGAAAUCUGGCGAACUUACGGGUAAAGUCGAGGCUGAGUUUCACCUUCUGACAGCUGAAGAGGCUGAGAAAAGUCCCGUUGGAAAAGCCCGCAAUGAGCCAGAACCUCUUGAAAAGCCCAAGCGUCCAGACACUUCGUUUUCGUGGUUCAUGAAUCCAUUCAAGUGCUUCUUCCAUUUAAUUUGGGGACGUUACAAGAAAUACAUCAUCAUCGCGUUCGUCAUCCUGAUUCUGACGUUGUUCAUCGCUCUGCUGCUCUACACGCUGCCGGGCGCCAUCACUCACAGGAUCGUCAACGGAUGAGGUGCCCUCGCUUACUGAUCAAUAUUUUAAAAGGGCAUUUCUUCUAGAGUAAAAAAAAAAUUGUAUAGAAGAAUGGAAUGGGUGGAUAUUUUUGUAAGUGUAGAUCUAUUUUUUUUUAAAUAUGAAAUUGAGAUUGCUGUAAUAUAACGGAUAUGCAAAGAAAGACUUUGUGGUCAUCUGAGGAAUAACAGGCUGGUGACAACGGCAGUACUUUGGGGUGCCAAGCCGUUACUUGUCAAAACAUACAAAUAAAAAAAAAAAAAGCAUGGUGGUCUUUAACGAUAAUAUUAACAAAUUCAGGUCGCCCCUCAGCAAUCGGGUAUUCCGAUCUCCGUUGUAUGUGGAAGGGGCAGAGUUUAGUUGUCACAAAUCGUGUCUGACACUCCUCUCCAGGUAGUUAGUUAGCAGAAGGCAGCAUCCGGGCUUGGGGUGGCAUCACCUACCUGUCUGACGCACAUGUGUGACGAUGGG